GUUUCAAGAAGAAAUCCAGAGGAUGUCCAGGAGAUAGUCGUUUGGAAGAGAUACAGUGACUUUAAGAAACUGCACAAAGAUCUCUGGCAAAUUCAUAAAAAUUUAUACAGACAUACAGAAUUGUUUCCACCUUUUGCCAAAGCAAUAGUUUUUGGGAGGUUUGAUGAAACUGUGAUUGAAGAAAGAAGACAGUGUGCUGAAGAUCUGUUGCAGUUUUCUGCUAACAUCCCUGCACUCUAUAAUAGCAAGCAAUUUGAAGACUUCUUUAAGGGUGGUGAGGUGCAUGAUGGAUCUGAAUUGAUUGGUCCUGUUGAACCUUUAUCCGAUUCUCUGAUUGACAGUUUGUCUGACUGCAGUUCUGAAGUUCGAAAAGAUCUAAGUGGACUUGAUGAUGUGACACUUAUCAGCCAGUCAGAAUGUGGAGGUUUCUCCAGUGACAGUGACCUGAUCUCUUUGACAGUUGAUGUAGACUCUCUUGCCGAGUUAGAUGAUGGAAUGGCAUCCGACCAAAAUUCUCCCAGUAGAGCUUUUGGUCUUGGUUUUCCUUCUGAAGCCUUAGCACAAAGCAGUGUUGCUUCUGAGCAUGAAUGGAGCAAACCUGAAGGGGAGAGGGAGAACCGUAGUCUGUUUACUGGGAGCUUAAAACCUAAGGCUGGCAAACAAGAUUACUUGGAGAAAGCAGGGGAGCUGAUAAAGCUGGCCUUGAAGAAAGAGGAAGAAGAAGAUUAUGAAGCUGCCUUUGGCUUUUAUAGGAAAGGGGUUGAUCUGCUCCUGGAAGGUGUUCAAGGUGAAUCAAGCCCAACACGUCGAGAAGCAGUGAAGAGGAAGACUGCAGAAUAUCUAAUGCGUGCUGAAAAAAUUUCUACCCUCUACCAAAAAUCCUCAACUGAAGAUGGAUCCCUUUCUGCGCCUCUAGGAUCACUAAGUUCAAGGCCCUCUUGGAACCUAAGGAGCCCUGCCGAGGAACUGAAGGCCUUCCGAGUCCUUGGGGUGAUUGACAAGGUUUUGCUCAUAAUGGAUACUAGAACACAGGAAACGUUGAUACUGAAAGGUCUAAGGAAAAGUAGUGAGUACAGCAGGAACAGAAAGACCAUCAUCCCCCGCUGUGUACCCAACAUGGUGUGUCUGCACAAGUACAUCAUCUCUGAGGAGUCUGUAUUUCUUGUGUUGCAGCAUGCAGAAGGAGGCAAACUGUGGUCUUACAUCAGUAAGUUCUUAAACAGAAGCCCUGAAGAAAGUUUUGAAAUCCCUGAGCUCAAAAGAUCCAGUUCUACUAAGAUUUACCUGCAACAGCCGUCUCCAAGCCCUAAGGAAAUCAGUAGCAGUGUUUGCUCUGGAGCAAGUGAUGGGGAGAACAUGCUAAAAGUUAUACCACUGAAGAGCAGUCUUACCCCAAGUUCUCAAGAUGAUAGUAGUAAUCAGGAAGAUGGCCAAGAAAGUUCUCCCAAAUGGAUGGAUUCUGGGUCAAGUUCAGAAGAAGAAUGCACUAGUAGCUAUUUAACAUUGUGCAAUGAGUAUGGACAAGAAAAAAUUGAUCCUAGCUCUUUAAAUGAGGAACCUGUGCUGAAAAUAGAGGGAGGAGGUCUUAAUACCAAAGACUUAGAAUGCUUACAGGCAAAUACUGUAGUUGGCAAUGAUAGCUUCAGCUCUCAGGUCAUGUCUCAGGAAGUAAAGAUUUUCACAGAAGAUGCUGACCCAGAAAUCAUUAGUCCUACUAGGAUAUCAGAUUCAUUAAAUAGAUCAAAGAACAGCCCCAUGGAACUCUUCAGAAUAGACAGUAAAGAUAGCACCAGUGAACUACUGGGGCUUGAUUUUGGAGAUAAAUUAUUUAGCUUAAAAUCAGAACCUUUAAAGCCAUUUUUUUCUGCACCAGAUCGUGACAGAAGUCUUGAUGCCAUAGAAAGCAGAGUGGGCUUUAGAGCUCAUGACACCAUAAGCAGGGGUUCAAAUGACUCUGUGCCGGUUAUUUCUUUUAAGGAUGCUGCUGUGGACGAUGUUAGUAGUGUUGAUGAAGGAAGGCCGGAUCUGCUAAUAAAUCUGCCUGGUAUGUCAGAGCAAACAGAAGCAGCAGCAGAAGUUAGGCCAACAAAGUUUACAAAGACUGAUAUAGAUAUUUUAGAAAGCAAACUGUUAGAAACCCCUGAUGUCUUACAAUUGAAUAAUACAACAGAACAAUGCAAAACAUUUGAUCAAAAGUUAAAUCAUGAGGUGCCUGAACUAGGCCACUCUUCUAGGAAAGAGUCAGAAGGGCACUGUGUUGUCACUCAGGAAGUUAUUAAGACACUAUUUAGAUCUGAUUUUGAUCUAGGGAGCUCAGAAGAUGUGGCUCAGUUUCAAGGACUUGGAGCAAAUUCUUUCACAUCGUUAAACACAGCGAACACAGAGGAAAGUUUCCUAUUCAUUUCUAACCCACUCUCAGGUGCUAAAGAGCAUAGCAUAGAUGGAGAUGCUGUAGAAGGUGAAGCAGUGUUACUGUUUUCUGAUCAAACUGAAGAUUUUGGGAACGAGGACGCAAACCCUGUUUUAUUACCAAAGGUUGAAAGUGAAGAAACAGCGUCAAAGGACAAGAGUGAAAGAGCAACAGAAGGAGAGAUGGAAAUACAUCAAAUUUUUCGGGACCUUGACAACAGACUGGCACUAACCUCCAGGUUUCACAUCCCAGAGGACUGCAUUCAAAGAUGGGCAGCUGAAAUGGUUGUAGCCCUUGAUGCUUUGCAUAGACAAGGAAUUGUGUGCCGCGAUUUGAACCCAAACAACAUCUUAUUGAAUGAUAGAGGACACAUUCAGCUAACGUAUUUUAGCAGGUGGAGUGAGGUUGAAGAUUCCUGUGACAACGAUGCCAUAGAGAGAAUGUACUGUGCCCCAGAGGUUGGAGCUAUCCUGGAAGAGACAGAAGCCUGUGACUGGUGGAGUCUGGGUGCCAUUCUGUUUGAACUCCUCACAGGGAAGGUAAGAAAUGGAAUAAACACUCACACUUCUCUGAAUGUACCAGAUCACAUAUCAGAGGAGGCCAGAUCACUCAUUCAGCAGCUUUUGCAGUUUAACCCUGUGGAGCGUCUUGGGGCUGGAGCAGCUGGUGCUGAAGACAUCAAAUCUCACCCUUUUUUUGCACCUGUAAACUGGGCAGAUCUGGUGGGAUGAAAGGAACUGGUCCUCUGAACAUGCUCAGGUCUUCUCAUGGACAAGUAUCUCUGGCACAGAGGCACCCUGACUCGCUAGUCUAAGGACCACCAACUCACUUGGACCACAUGAAUAAAGGAUACCAGAGUAAUCAUGCCAAAAGCAAGCAUUUCUAACACAAAUCACUAACUGGACAGGGUGCUAGCUUAUGUUUUAUUGCAAGUGGCUGCUGUGUGAAACCCUUUCAUCAAAGGUGCAGUCUAUAUUGAAAAUUCUGGGUAGCACGUUUAUAACUGCCAAUUUGUGAAUUAAAUAGGGCCAGGCACACGGUCUAUGUGUUUUGUCUGCUGAUGGAAGGGUAUGUAUACCAGUGGAAGGUAGGGUCUUUUAUAGUGUCAGUAGGCUAUUUCCCUAUGCUAGAGGCAGCUCUGGGGGAAAAAGAUCAAAUUAUUUAUAAGUGGCAUAUGCUGAAUGAAAUAAUAAAAUGCUUCACGCAAAACUUGACAUGUAAAACUAAAACUAUGUAUCCAUUACAAAUUAGGAAAGCUGUUACAUAAUACCGUGGAAUGUAUCUUGAAAGUGGUUGCGUAUCAUUUCAAAUGGUGAAAAGAGCUUAUAAAAAACAAACAACUCUAUCAACAUUGUGCUUUGUUGGUUGGCAGUGAACUCUGGCUCCAUAACGUUGAAUAAGUUAUGUGUUUGUCACUACAAAAAGGGAACUCACUUCCUUAGCCAGAUAAAUAUUACUUUAGUAAUGUAAUAAGGACCAAGAAAACAAGAUGCUAAAUAAAUGUAUGGAUAUGGAAA
Molecule: messenger RNA, 3927 nt
Organism: Alligator sinensis (Chinese alligator)
Lineage: Eukaryota; Metazoa; Chordata; Crocodylia; Alligatoridae
Gene: RPS6KC1
Product: ribosomal protein S6 kinase C1
Exons: 15
Coding region: 496-3141 (881 amino acids)
Biological process (GO): protein phosphorylation
Cellular component (GO): early endosome
Molecular function (GO): protein kinase activity; ATP binding
Source: RefSeq, a predicted model, not a curated record